UCCAGACAAUUUAUCAAAAUGUCUUUAUCAAAAAGACUUAAUUGAUUAUAUUUAAUAAUUGUUUUGUAACUGGGAACAAAAUGCUGUGGGACCCGACGUUAGAGGAGGUGGACUUUGUGGUGGGGUACGUGGAUCGCUUCCUAGGAGUCCUGGAGCGCCCCUUCUCCGAGUUCAACUGGGACACCGACCCAUGUGACUGUGACUACACCACCGAGCUGGCCCUGCCCCAACACAGGAUACAGUACUUCACCCACAGAGGGCGCCGUGUCUGGGACCGCAACACCAGGACGGACAGAGUGUUCGGUUCCACUGGGAACCCUCUAGCGCCCCCCUUUGGAGGGGAGGAGGAAGUGACGGCAGAGGAGCAAAAACGCUAAUCCUAUAGAAGAGGAGAGAGAGGAAGAGGGAGAGGAGGAGGGAGAAGAGGAAGAGACCAGAUGCCUUGCAGAGAGAGAGCAACACAAGACCAACGUUCUCAGUCCAGUGUCGGUCAAACAAGGCCUACCUGACUACCCUGAGUCAGGAAGCAGUCCACGGGGUCAACAAGAAGCAGGAAGAGAAUCCAAACCAUUGGAGGAGGAAGGAAUAAACAAGGCUGCUGACUCUGGCUUAGUCGACUCCACAGACCGUGUGUCUAACAAAAAAUCCAGGGUCCAGCCCCGGACGGACUCCAGCCUGUCCCUCUGGAGCAGAGAGAAGAGAGGAGUGGGCGUCGACCCCCCAAACCCAAGCC
Messenger RNA from Hypomesus transpacificus, 733 nucleotides. RefSeq names its product leukocyte receptor cluster member 9-like. The transcript is spliced from 3 exons. NCBI's taxonomy places the organism in Eukaryota, Metazoa, Chordata, Actinopteri, Osmeriformes, Osmeridae. The coding region runs from base 81 to 377 and encodes 98 amino acids. The record is from RefSeq and is a predicted model, not a curated record.